AUGGAUGUAUCCAACAGAUCAAUUGUUGAUGAAUAUGAUGAAAUCAGUACACUUGACGAAUCAGCUCUUCAAAUGCUUUGUGAAGAAUGGAAACCGAAAUCACAAUUUCCAACUUUACUGACUCAAGUUGCUGGUCUACUUGAAAAAUAUCGAAACAUUCAAUCAUUUCAUACUUGGCAGAAGAAAUGUUUCGAUUUACCAACUCGUCGAAAAAAUCAAAAUCUUAUUUAUAAACUUCCAACAAGUGGUGGCAAAACAUUAGUUGCUGAAAUAAUGAUGCUUAAUUAUUUACUUUAUCGACAUCUUGAUGUUAUUUUUAUUUUACCAUUUGUUGCAGUUGUUCAAGAGAAAGUAAUAUUGUUUUUUUUAUUGUCAUUAUGUAUUAUUUUUACUAUGAACAUCUUAGCAGCAAGUAAAGGAUGUUAUCCACCAAUACAACGUCGAAUGAAAACAUCACUUUAUAUUGGUACAAUUGAAAAAGCUAAUUCAUUAAUUAAUCCUUUAAUUGAAAAUCAUCAUAUGGCUGACUUAGACAUUGUUGUUGUUGAUGAGGUACACUCUUAA
This is a messenger RNA of Rotaria sp. Silwood1, 564 nucleotides long. Lineage: Eukaryota; Metazoa; Rotifera; Eurotatoria; Philodinida; Philodinidae. The record is from the annotation of a GenBank genome assembly.